This is a messenger RNA of Oldenlandia corymbosa var. corymbosa, 309 nucleotides long. The record is from the annotation of a GenBank genome assembly. NCBI's taxonomy places the organism in Eukaryota, Viridiplantae, Streptophyta, Magnoliopsida, Gentianales, Rubiaceae.
AUGCCAAAGGAAGCACCAAAGCAGACGAAACAUGUAUGGAAGGCUAAGACCUCGAACCAGCAAGAAGACGAGUUGGAGAAAACACAAGAUCAUCAUGGUCCAUCCACCUCUGGCUUAUCCCAUGAAGAAAAACAAAGUAUCCCAGUUGAUGUAAUGGAGCAAAGUCCGUUGAUCCACAUUCAAUCAUCCCGGAAAAGAAAAAUGACGAAGGAAAGGUUGGUAUCAAUUAUACAAGAAAAUGAUAAAGAACCAUCACUCUUGGAUUCUUGGGACAUUGUGGAAUUGAAAAAUUUACAGGUGGAUGAGUAA